Messenger RNA from Equus quagga, 2893 nucleotides. It is a transcript of the gene CHST12, whose product is annotated as carbohydrate sulfotransferase 12. NCBI's taxonomy places the organism in Eukaryota, Metazoa, Chordata, Mammalia, Perissodactyla, Equidae. The record is from RefSeq and is a predicted model, not a curated record. Gene Ontology annotation, biological process: carbohydrate biosynthetic process; proteoglycan biosynthetic process. The transcript is spliced from 3 exons. Bases 250 to 1509 code for a protein of 419 amino acids. Gene Ontology annotation, molecular function: sulfotransferase activity. Gene Ontology annotation, cellular component: membrane.
CUCGGGAGGGUCCGCGGGUCGCGAGGCGGCGGCGGCGGCGGCGGCGGCGGCGGGAGGAGAGGUGCCGCGGGGAAGAGACUCCGAGAGCUGCCAGCGGCCUGCUGUGACCGAGCUGCUGCCCCAGCAUCGCCCGAGAUCUUCACGUCCGCCCGGGGUACCAAGAGGGGUCCCCGAGAGCACAGCGCCCGGUCUCUACAUGAAGCUGAAGUGAGAGGAGCCAGCUGCCGGGGCCCCACGUCCACGGCCAGGAUGGCCAAGGCCCGGCUCUUCCGCCUGUGGCUGGUCCUGGGCUCUGUGUUCAUGAUCCUCCUGAUCAUCGUGUACUGGGACAACGUGGGCACGGCCCACUUCUACCUGCACACUUCCUUCUCCAGGCCGCACCCCCUGGAGGGCCUGCCCACCGCCGGGCAGCGGGAAGAGAAGGAGCUCCCGGCCGACAUGGACGAGUUUUUGGAGAAGCUGCUCAGUGGCGGCGCGAAGCAGAACGUCCUUUCCGGGAAAAAGAUGGAGCAGCCCUCCCUGCUGGCCUCCGGCAGGCCCGUGCUGAGCAACGUGGAGGAGAGGAUAAGGGGCUACGACUGGUCCACGCACGGCGCGCAGCAGAGCCCAGACCUGGACCGCCGGCAGGCCGAGAGGAGGAGCGUGCUGCGAGAGCUCUGCGCCAACGCGAGCUUCGUGUUCCCCACCAAGGAGCGCUCCUUCGACGACAUCCCCAACUACGAGCUGAACCACCUCAUCGUGGACGACCGCCACGGCGUCAUCUACUGCUACGUGCCCAAGGUGGCCUGCACCAACUGGAAGCGCGUGAUGAUUGUGCUGAGCGAGAGCCUCUUGGACCAGGGCGCGCCCUACCGCGACCCCCUGGACAUCCCCCGGGAGUACGUCCACAACUCCAGCACCCACCUCACCUUCAACAAAUUCUGGCGUCGCUACGGGCGGUUCUCGCGCCACCUGAUGAAGAUCAAGCUGAAGAAGUACACCAAGUUCCUGUUCGUGCGGGACCCCUUCGUCCGCCUCAUCUCCGCCUUCCGAAGCAAGUUCGAGCUGGAGAACGAGGAAUUCUACCGCAAGUUUGCCGUCCCCAUGCUCAAGAUGUACUCCAACCACACCAGCCUGCCCGCGUCGGUCAGCGAGGCCUUCAGCGCCGGCCUCAAGGUGUCCUUCGCCAACUUUAUCCAGUACCUUCUGGACCCGCACACCGAGAAGCUGGCGCCCUUCAACGAGCACUGGCGGCAGGUGCACCGGCUCUGCCACCCCUGCCAGAUAGACUACGACUUUGUGGGCAAGCUGGAGACGCUGGACCAGGAUGCGGCCCAGCUCCUCCGGCUCCUCAAGGUGGACAAGCUUCUCCACUUCCCGCCCAGUUACCGCAACAGGACUGCCAGCAGCUGGGAGGACGACUGGUUCGCCAAGAUCCCCCUGGCCUGGAGGCAGCAGCUUUACAAACUCUAUGAAGCCGAUUUUGUUCUCUUUGGCUACCCCAAGCCCGAAAACCUGCUUCGAGACUGAAGGCAUUAGGGGGAAAUCCCCAACACCGAAAACAACCCUGCUGGUGGUGUUCCUUUAAACCCGAAUGAGCGGCGUGCUGUACCACGGCCAUCUUUUGAGGAGGGAGCGACGGGUCCCACGUGUAUUUUUUUAUGGCUUCGUUUCCUUCCCCCUUGGACACAUUGCAGAAUUCCACGACACUCCUGUCGACGAGGCAGCUGGAAGGUCCCCGUGGCCACCCCCCCGCAAUCCAGUUUUUAAAAUAACCGACCGUUUUGCAAUCUAGACUGUUUACCACGCUGCCUAUAUCCAUUGAGGACUGUGUUAAUAUUGUUUUUUUAAGAUUAAUAUAUUUCAGAUAUUUAAUAUGAAAAGUGGGGAAGGAGUUGAUGGAGUAAAAUGUUUCAUCUGCUCCUUCUGCCUGCCCUCGUGGUUAUUGGGGUGGCGUGACAGACGCAGAGUAAGGGGCCCCGAGCAACUUGACGCUGAUUUUUAGAUCUCAGAAACUCGGUUAAAGGAAGGGACGUUUCGCGGUUGUCUUCAGCAAAAAAGGAGGCAUGUAAAUUUGAAAUCAGGCCUUAUCUGUAUUUGUACUGACAUAGCAGACAAAUCCUUCGAAAGUGAAAGCUCUUAGUAGGUGAUAUCUCAGCAAAGGGAAAUGGUUAUAUAGGGUUUGUAUUUGAGCUCACGUCAGAGGCACCCCACUUCCAGGGCACAGGUACAGAGCUGGGAGUCUGAGCCCAGCCGCUCCCUUCCUUUAAUGCAGAGCCCGUGGACGUGAGGAUUUGCAGGAACAGGGACCGUGUGGGUAGGAGUUGGUCCCUAGGAUGCUUUUCCUCCAUCAGCAAGCUGAGGCUCAGGUGUGGUUUUCGUCACGCACCUGGCUGGUUGGGUUCAGCUCCAGUGACAUCCACCCUGGGGGAUGUGACAGACACCGGGAUUGUCACGCUUGACAGCCCCGACUUGGUCAAGGUGUCUGUGCAAGUCCAGGAUGGCUCUUUCGAAAUGUCUGGUUCAAGUUCCUUCACAGUUUGUGCCGUGAGCCUGUAACUGGGGAGAAGUCCGCGUCAGGUCGCGUGGUUGGGCAUCACGCUUGAUCUCUUCUUCUCCAUCCCGAGCGCCUGGUCCUCGACGCCCAGUUCCGGGAGAGCUGGCAGCGCACUGAGGAGGGUUCCCCUUGGGUCUUCUUGCUUUUUCUGGCUUCCAGACGCCACUGAGGCUUGUUUGAGCCGAUGGCCCAUGAGUGCUCACCUUACACACUUGGGGCUCCACGGUGCUGGAAACCAUCAGUCUCCUUUUUGAAGCUUCUCUUCUUUUUAUAAAACAUUUGGCAGCAAAGAUACUCAAGCUUGGGUCAGCCCUGAUGGCCUGGUGACUAAGUUCGUGGCACUCCACUUUGGCGGCC